AUGGAGGAGGGACAUGUGAUCAUGAUCAUCGUGGUCCACGUGGAUGACAUGUUUGCUGUAGAGCAGAACGAGAGGGGUGACAACUUUGGCAGGGAUCUUAACGAGAUGGUCCCCGUGAAGAACCUUGGAGAGUUGAGGUGGUACUCCGCGUGCUUUUACGAGAGAGAUGAAUUGAGAGGGCUGUUGUUGAAGAUUUCGCAACAGAGGUUUGCCGAAGAGCUGGCUGCAGAGUAUGGCGUUGAGUUGGGGUACAGCGUGCCUCUGCCUGUUAGCGUAAAGCUCUCCGACUUUGACGUGAAUGGAGCGAGUGCUGAUGUCCCUUUUCGCGAGUUGGUAGGAUCUCUAAUGAUGUGGUUGGCCACUCAAACACGGCCGGACAUCGCAAAUGCACUUCGAGCAGUAGCGCGGUAUUGCGCGUCUCCCAAGAUGGUGCGCUGGAAGGCAGCACUCGGUAUUUUAGGGUACGUACGCAGGACGAGUUGGAUGGGGAUUACAUUUGAGAGGGGCGUCCUGACAGGUAUGAGUAUGAAGGUGUUUGUGGAUGCCGACAAUGCAAGCAAGGCGGCAGACCGGAGGUCGGUGUCUGGGGGGCUAGUGAUGUGUGUGUGUGGGGAUGUGACUUGGUUUUCACGAACGCAGAAGUGCGUUACGCUUUCCACCACGGAAGCAGAGUAUGUGGCAAUUGCGGACGUCUUGAAGGAAGUGUUGUUCUUGAGGCAGACCGGAGGUCGGUGUCUGGGGGGCUAG
This is a messenger RNA of Ectocarpus sp. CCAP 1310/34, 747 nucleotides long. The record is from the annotation of a GenBank genome assembly. Lineage: Eukaryota; Phaeophyceae; Ectocarpales; Ectocarpaceae.